CUCUUCGGACCCCCGGGAAGCCGCGAGUUUCCGCAGGGAGGCGACGGCUGGAGUGGCGGCCGGGUCGGUCUGCAAUCUGUGCUCAGAGUCAACACAACUCGUAGUGAAAGUGAUGCCUUUUCUCCAUUUGCACAAAAUGAGCGUGAGGUGGUUAGCCAGACCAGGAGCUCAACCUCACAUACAGUCCAGCCUACUGCUCUGAUGCCGAAGGGGAGGCAGAAAGUGCCAUACUUGGAUGCCCCCCUGGGCCUGUCCACCUGCCUCUGGCUGGAAUUAGCCGGGCUCUUCUUACUCGUUCCCUGGGUCAUGGGCCUGGCAGGGACAGGUGGGCCUGUGGCCCAGGGCCCAGGGGGGCUAAGCUGGGCUGUGCAUCUGGACAGCCGGGAAGGCAGCAGGGAAGAAGAGACUCUGGAGCAAGAGGCAGAUGCCUUGGCCCAGGCAGCGGGACUGGUGAAUGCUGGACGCAUCGGGGAGCUUCAGGGCCAUUACCUCUUUGUCCAGCCAGCUGGGCACCAGCUGGACCAGCAGGUGGAGGCCAUCCGGCAGCAGGCAGAGGCAGUGCUAGCCAGGCAUGACGCUGUGCGCUGGCACUCAGAGCAGAAGCUGUUAAAGCGAGCCAAACGCAGUGUCCACUUCAAUGACCCCAAGUUCCCACAGCAGUGGCACUUGAAUAACCGGCAGAGCCCCGGCAGGGACAUCAAUGUGACAGGUGUAUGGGAACGCAAUGUAACGGGGCGAGGGGUGACUGUGGUGGUAGUGGAUGAUGGAGUGGAACACACCAUCCAGGAUAUUGCACCGAACUACAGCCCUGAGGGCAGCUAUGACCUCAACUCUAAUGACCCUGACCCCAUGCCCCACCCAGAUGUGGAGAAUGGCAACCACCACGGCACUCGGUGUGCGGGAGAGAUUGCCGCAGUGCCUAACAACAGCUUCUGUGCAGUGGGAGUGGCAUACGGGAGCCGCAUAGCAGGUAUCCGGUUACUAGAUGGACCCCUCACAGAUAGCAUGGAGGCCGUGGCGUUCAACAAGCACUAUCAGAUCAAUGACAUCUACAGUUGCAGCUGGGGACCAGAUGAUGAUGGGAAGACAGUGGAUGGCCCCCAUCAACUUGGAAAGGCUGCCUUGCAACAUGGGGUGAUUGCUGGCCGCCAGGGCUUUGGGAGCAUCUUUGUGGUCGCCAGUGGCAAUGGGGGCCAGCACAACGACAACUGCAACUAUGACGGCUACGCCAACUCAAUCUACACCGUCACCAUAGGUGCAGUAGAUGAGGAGGGACGGAUGCCUUUCUAUGCAGAGGAGUGUGCCUCUAUGCUGGCGGUCACCUUCAGUGGUGGGGACAAAAUGCUCCGGAGCAUUGUGACCACUGACUGGGAUCUGCAGAAGGGCACUGGCUGCACUGAGGGCCACACAGGGACCUCAGCCGCAGCCCCUCUGGCAGCUGGCAUGAUAGCCCUCAUGCUGCAGGUGCGGCCCUGCCUCACGUGGCGUGAUGUCCAGCACAUUAUUGUCUUCACAGCCACCCAGUAUGAGGAUCGCCGCGCAGAUUGGGUCACCAAUGAGGCAGGCUUCAGCCACAGCCACCAGCAUGGAUUCGGCUUGCUCAAUGCUUGGAGACUCGUUAAUGCAGCCAAGAUCUGGACAUCUGUCCCUUACUUAGCUUCCUACGUCAGCCCCAUGUUAAAAGAGAACAAGGCUAUCCCGCUGUCCCCGCACUCGCUGGAAGUGCUGUGGAAUGUCAGCAGGAUGGACCUGGAGAUGUCGGGGCUGAAGACCCUGGAGCAUGUGGCAGUGACAGUCUCCAUCACUCAUCCACGACGUGGCAACUUAGAACUGAAACUCCUUUGCCCCAGCGGCAUGAUGUCCCUUAUCGGUCCCCCUCGCAGCAUGGAUUCGGAUCCCAACGGCUUUGACGACUGGACCUUCUCCACUGUGCGAUGCUGGGGGGAAAGGGCAAGAGGGUCUUACAGACUCAUUGUCAGGGAUGUAGGAGAUGAGACACUCCCGGCUGGCACCCUCCGGCAGUGGCAGCUGACCCUGUAUGGCUCUGUGUGGAGUGCAGUAGACAUCAGAGAGAGACAAAGACUAUUAGAAGGUGCCAUGAGUGGACAAUACCUGCAUGAUGGCUUCACUCUGCCCUGCCCUCCAGGGCUGAAAAUUCCCGAGGAAGAUGGUUACACCAUUACCCCUAACACCCUCAAGACCCUGGUGCUGGUCGGCUGUUUUACUGUCUUCUGGACUGUUUACUAUAUGCUGGAAGUAUACCUGAGCCAGAGGAACAUGGCCUCUCACCCAGUUUGUAGGAGUGAACCCUGCCGCUGGCCCCAGAGAAGCCGAAAAGCCAGGGAGGAGGGGACAGAGCUAGAAUCAGUGCCACUUUGCAACAGCAAGGAUCCAGAUGGAGUGGAAACAGAGCGUGGAGGCCCAUCCCCAGCCUCUGGUCUCCUUGCCCCAGACCUGCUGGAUCAAGGGGACUGGAGCCUGUCGCAACACAGGAGUGCCCUGGACUGCCCUCAUCAGCAUAUGUCUCUAGACCUGCUGCAGGGGAAGGAGGAGCAGGUUUGCUGACCCAGGGCCUGACAGGCUCAACAUGGGACAGGCUCAACAUGAGACAGGCUCUUCCUUCCCCCGUUUGGGGAAGCUUGGAAAGCUGCUCCGAAGUCCCAGAAGCCCCAGGGAGAAGGCAUUCCUGAUGCUUACCUCGGAAAUCCAAAGGCUAAAGAGCACCCUCUGACUGCUCAGGGAGGGCCAGGGCUUUCUGAAGGUACAAGUGGCGGGGAAUGGUGCCAGAGAACAGUGUGGCAACAGCCCAGGAUCUUCCUCUAACCGAACAGGGGCUUAAGGUGAAAAGGCCUUAGACAAGGGAUCGUUCCCUGUCCCCUAUUGGGCAGGCCUCUCUCCUCAUUUCUCCUGGGCAAGUUCGUGGUAUGGGCCAUAGAUGCACGGUGAGAAGGUGCCUGUCACGGCCAGAAGAGCAUCUCAGCAGAAACAUUGCUGGAGUCACAUGGGAAGAGGGCUCAGAAGUGAUGGCCGGGAAGAGCCCCUGGAUAUGCCUGUCCCAAUGACCCAGGACCUGGGAACAGCAGACUUUUCCUCUCCCUAACCUUCCUGCCUAAGCCUUGGACCUUGGACAUACUGGUAUGGCAGUCGGCCCUCAGCCCAGCACACUGCCCUAAAAGCAGCUGCCUCCGUUAUUCCUCAUCAGAAGCCAACUAGGAACAUACCCCUGACUCCUUCACCAUCACCCCUACCCUUCAUCCUGAAGGAUCAGUAUGAUGCUCCUGGCAAAGCUGGGGGUGGGCAUGGCCCCCAGGGAUGCUGCUUCACUAGGGGAGUCUGCACAGGACUGUGACAGGUGCCCACCACUGCCACCCCCAGCCCUGUGACCACCCUAUCUUCCUCUGAAAAGUGCUCAGGGAAAUGGCCUUACCCACCAGAGGCCAGCUGUCUGCCUGACAGGCUGUGACUCUCCUUUCCAUUCUUGGCCUCCUCCCGUCUUCUGAGCUGCUUUGUUGAUUUGAAUUG
Pteronotus mesoamericanus is the source of this 3522-nucleotide messenger RNA. RefSeq names its product proprotein convertase subtilisin/kexin type 7 (gene PCSK7). Gene Ontology annotation, biological process: protein processing. The coding region runs from base 202 to 2565 and encodes 787 amino acids. The record is from RefSeq and is a predicted model, not a curated record. NCBI's taxonomy places the organism in Eukaryota, Metazoa, Chordata, Mammalia, Chiroptera, Mormoopidae. Gene Ontology annotation, cellular component: Golgi membrane; trans-Golgi network. The transcript is spliced from 17 exons. Gene Ontology annotation, molecular function: serine-type endopeptidase activity.